AUGACAUCAACUUCAUCAACUACAACUACAACAACUACAACAACUACAACAUCAUCAUCAAUAUUUAGUAUAAUACCAAAAGAUAGUUUUAUUACAAAGACAUUGUCAUUGUUGGAUAUUGAAAAAGAGAGUGAAGUAAAUGAAUCGGUACAUCUUCAAUCGACACUUUCAAAUCGUGAACUUGAACUCAAAGGAAUAUGUAUAAGAAAGUUGAAACUCAAUUCAAUCAGUACUGGUCUAGGUGGAAGAUGUCUUGUUAAAUUGGUAUCUGCCGUACAAGAUGAAUAUUUACCUCCUCAUAGAUUUACUCCUGGUGACAUUGUUGGUAUUAGAACAACCAAAUCAAAACCAGGACAAUCAUUAUCAUCUGGUGUUGUAUAUAGAGUUGAUAGAUUUCGUAUUACAAUAUCAUUUGAUGAAUAUGAUGAAGAGUUGAUGGCCGAUUGGGAGAGUUUUGUAUUUGCAAUCGAUAAACUAUCAAAUGAUGUAACAUAUAGAAAGAUGCGUGAAGCAUUAGAGUCGCUAAGAAGUGACCGUAUUGCAUCUGGCAGUGGUGGUGGUACAACCAUUACAAAUCAAGUUAGUUCUAGAAUAUUAGAUGUUGUAUUUAAUGGUGCUGAACCUCAUCAAAGUGCUACUUAUACUAGUAGUUCAGAAAACAAUAACAAUAAUAAUAAUACAACAUUGAAACCAAUUACAUCAAAAUUAAAUCAAACACAAAUUAAAGCAGUUGAAUUUGCAUUGGGAAGUAGUGAUAUUGCACUUAUUCACGGUCCACCAGGAACUGGAAAGACAACGACUGUCGUUGAAUUUAUUGUACAGUGUGUUCGUAGAGGACAACGCGUUUUGGCAUGUGCACCAUCAAAUUUGGCAGUUGACAAUAUGUUGGAGAAGCUGAUUGCUGUUAAUGGUAUCAAUCCUACUCGUGUUGGUCAUCCAGCACGUAUUAUGGAAGGAUUGAGCAAGUACACUUUGGACCACAAGACUAAAAACUCUGAAGAGGCAGAGGUUGUCAGAGGACUGAGAAAGGAGAUUGCUGACCUCUUGAAAGAAACAAAGUCAAAGGGAACGGAUCGUGACCGUCGUCGUGUUAUUGGAUCGACCAUCAAAGAUUUGCGAAAGGAUCUUCGUUCAAGAGAAGUGGUGCUUGUAGAACAGGUCAUUAAAAACUCAAAGGUUGUAUUGUCAACUUGCACAGGUGCUGCAGACUAUUCACUUCGUCAUCACGAUUUUGAUAUUGUGGUGAUUGAUGAGGCUGGUCAAGCAUUGGAAGCAUCGUGUUGGAUUGCUAUUCGAAAGGGUCGUCGUCUUGUAUUGGCCGGUGAUCAUCAGCAACUCCCUCCUACCAUCCAUUCCGACGAUGCUGCCAAAGACGGUCUUUCAGUGACGUUGUUUGAACGUCUCAUUAGAAUCUAUGGCGACAAGAUAUCGAGACUCUUGUCUAUCCAGUACCGUAUGAAUCAGUCGAUCAUGAACUGGUCGUCAAAAGAGUUUUACAACAGUGAAAUGCAUGCCGACGAAUCAGUUGCCAGUCACUUGCUACAAGGAUUGAAUCCGGAAAAGAUCAAAACAACACCCACUACGACAUGUCCCAUCGUUCUCAUUGACACGUCUGGAUGUGAUAUGGAAGAGUCAAUGGAGGAUGAAAUAGGUGUAGACCAGAGUAAAAGUAAUAUUGGAGAGGCUAGAGUUGUUGCGACGUACGUCAAAAAACUGUUGCAGCAUGGAGUGCUCGAGAGCAACAUUGGUAUUAUCUCACCGUACAAUGGACAGGUAAAAUGUCUCAAAGCAGUCAUUGAAUCAAAACAAAUAGAGAUUGGAACAGUCGACGGUUUCCAAGGUCGUGAAAAGGAGGUGAUUAUCAUUUCCAUGGUUCGUUCCAAUCCUCCACCACACAAUGUUGGUUUCCUCAAAGAGGAUCGUAGAACCAAUGUAGCCAUAACAAGAGCAAGAAGACAGGUUGUCAUUGUCGCCGAUUGUCUUACCAUCUCAUCGUACCCAUUCCUCAAGAGAAUGGUAGAUUACUGUAGGGAAACUGGAUUGGUUCGAUCUGCUUUAGAGUAUAGUGCUGGUGAUUUGGACGAUAUGAGUAAUACCGGACAAGAGUUUGUUUUGGUUUCAUCCGACGAAGAGGAAUGGGACAAUGAAAAGAAAAGUGACCGAAACAAUACAAGUCAAAAGCUUGCACUACAAGCCAAACAAAAGAAAUCAAUUGCAGAGUUGAAAAAGGAAAAAAAGAUGGCAAAAAAGAAAGACCAAAACAAAUCAAAACAAGAACUAGAGGUGGAAAAUGAAGAGAAAAAGAAAAAGGAAAUUGCGUCACUCGAUGCAAUGAUUCAACAAUUUAUCAAAUCGUCCAACACUGUCUAUUCACUUCCACCUACCCUUACCUCUUAUCAAAGAAUGUUGGUUCAUGAAUUGGCAGAUAAAUAUAAACUUGGUCAUGAAAGUAUUGGUGAAGGUGAACAAAGACAAAUAACUUUAACCAAAAAAUCAAAGGAUAAAAAAUCAACAUCAACCAUUAAUAUUGAAAAGGUAAAACAAAAAGAACCUGAACAAGUUAAAAAAGAAGAAGAAGAAGAGGAAGAAGAAAUGGUUGUUGGUGAUGAUGAAAAAGAUGAUGAAAAUGAAGAAGAAGAAGAAGAAAAGUUGGAAACUAAAACCAAGACUACAACUAAACCAAAUCAACCUCUUGCUGCACCAAAAAAACAAUCCCCUAAAAAACCAGCAACAACAAAGAAACCAAAGAAAGCAACAACAACCCAACCAAAAAAAGAUAUUGGAGAUGAAUUACUUGAACAAUUUAAUAGUUUGGAUGUAGCACCAAUCGAUAUAACAGUAUGUGGAAUUAAAUCUUGUAAAAAUAAUGUAGUUUUAUUGGGUCGUAUCUGUGAAUUUUGUAAAAGAAAGUAUUGCAACAUGCACGCACUCUAUGAAAUCCAUGGAUGCGGUGAUAGAGCCAAGGUAAAGGCCAGACAAGACUGGUUCGAUGCCUAUGCAAAUGGUGUACAAAAAGAAACAAAAACACAUGCCAAAUUACAAACAAAGAUACAAGAAAAUGAAAAUGCAAGAAAAAAGAAACCUGCUCCAGGUUCUAAAAAGAAAUAA
Cavenderia fasciculata is the source of this 3108-nucleotide messenger RNA. RefSeq names its product AN1-type zinc finger-containing protein. Gene Ontology annotation, molecular function: RNA binding; ATP hydrolysis activity; 5'-3' DNA helicase activity. The record is from RefSeq and is a predicted model, not a curated record. The transcript is spliced from 2 exons. NCBI's taxonomy places the organism in Eukaryota, Evosea, Eumycetozoa, Acytosteliales, Cavenderiaceae. The coding region runs from base 1 to 3108 and encodes 1035 amino acids.